AUGGCUGUUGAAGAAGAGGCUGCACCUACAAAAUACCAAAAUUUUGAAGCAGAAACUGAUGAGGAAAGAGUUGGAAAAGCUGUUGAAAUAUCGAGUCAAUAUUACGAGAAAUAUGAGCCCCCAGAUGGAGGAAGGGCUUGGCUAAUAGCAGUUGGAGCUAUGUUUUCUCAUUUUGCAACUUGGGGAACAAAUGCUAGUUAUGGUGUCUUUUUGAGUUUUUAUAUAUCUCAUAAUACCUUUGUAGAUGCUACAGAUAAUGAUUUUGCAUUAAUUGGAAGCAUAGUUGUUUUUCUAGGCCAAUUUCUAGCACCAUGGGCCUCUAUUGCAGCCAAUUUAUUUGGUACAAAAACUGUGAUAGGUAUUGGUGUAAUUCUUCAAACAGCUGGUUUCUUAUUGGCAUCAUUUGUGACAAAGCUUUGGCAAUUAUACUUAACUCAAGGACUUUUGGUAGGAAUCUCCUUUUCUCUAAUUUUUAUUCCUGCAAGCCUUACCAUUCCAACGUGGUUUUUAAAAAGACGAGCUACUGCAAUGGGAAUCACGGUAAGUGGUGGUGGAUUCGGAGGACUUAUUUUUUCAUUAAGUGUUAACAAGAUGCUUGGAGACAUGAACGAUCAAAAAUGGGCACUUCGGAUGAUUUGUUUCGUUACCCUCUUUGCUGGUUUAAUUGUAUUUAUUGUGGUAGAACCAUAUAAGCCUUUAAGCAAAAAGUACGAUGACUCGAAUAAAAAAGAGCAGUUUAGAAAAUCAUUAACAUUGAUUUUUGAUAAAGAUGUUUUUAAAUCAAUUUAUAUGGGUGUGUUUUCAUUAUGGUAUUCAAUUUGUCAACUUGGGUAUAUUCUUAUGCUCUUUACAGUUUCACCCUAUGCGAACCUGGUGGGUCUUUCAUCCCAGCAAGGUGCAGUUCUUACGGCUUUGCUUAAUACUGGUCAACUAAUAGGUAGACCAUUUUUGGGGUAUUUAGCAGACAAAUUUGGGCAUUGUAACAUUGCGGCAAUUAUAAAUUUAAUCAUUGCAAUCAUGUUAUUAGCAUUUUGGAUUAAUGCAGAUAAUUAUGGAUCUUUGAUAGCAUUCGUACUUGUAUUAGGAGCUAUAAUUGGAGUUGGAAUUGUAAUGGGGCAACCAUUAGCAGCGGAUAUAGUUGAAGAUUCCUAUAAAAUACCUGCAGCAUGGUCGACUGUUAAUAUCCUGGCACUGUUUCUUUGCUUAGUUGCGGAAAUUAUAGCACUAUCUAUGAGAGAUAAAUCAAGCAGGAGACCUUACUUACCUACCCAAAUUUUUUCCGGGGCAUGUUUUUUUGCUUGUUUCGUUCUUUUAUUGGUUAUUAGAGAAUUCUUGAUACGGAAGAGCCUAAAAAUAGAAUAUGGGGAAUUACACUUGUAUUUGGACAACCUAGGAAGUGAAGCAAAUGUGGUAAAAGGAAAACCAAAUUAUGAAGAUUACAAGAAUGUAAGUAAGAAUGAAUUAGCGAGUAAGCUUAAUUCGUAUGAGCAUAUUUUAAAGCCUUCAAUAACAUGUUAUAUCUGGCGUAUAUUUUAUUUUAGAAAAGUAUGA
Messenger RNA from Debaryomyces tyrocola, 1551 nucleotides. The record is from the annotation of a GenBank genome assembly. Lineage: Eukaryota; Fungi; Ascomycota; Pichiomycetes; Serinales; Debaryomycetaceae.